Messenger RNA from Gigantopelta aegis, 835 nucleotides. Its product is annotated as dihydrofolate reductase-like. The record is from RefSeq and is a predicted model, not a curated record. Lineage: Eukaryota; Metazoa; Mollusca; Gastropoda; Neomphalida; Peltospiridae. The coding region runs from base 31 to 582 and encodes 183 amino acids. Gene Ontology annotation, molecular function: NADP binding; dihydrofolate reductase activity. Gene Ontology annotation, cellular component: mitochondrion. The transcript has a single exon. Gene Ontology annotation, biological process: glycine biosynthetic process; tetrahydrofolate biosynthetic process; dihydrofolate metabolic process.
UGAAUCAUUCAGUGAAUCGUAGUUAAAAUUAUGGCGGCAAAACGUGUAAACAUCGUCGUUGCUGCUUGCAAUAACCAAGGAAUAGGCAUAGAUGGGCGCAUUCCUUGGCGUCUGAAAAAGGACAUGGCGAUGUUUAGAAGAAUUACAUCAUCUACGAACGACAACAAGCAAAAUGCUGUCAUCAUGGGCCGAAAAACGUGGCACUCAAUUCCGGAAAAGUUCCGACCUUUACCGAACCGAUUUAACAUUGUUUUGAGUAACUCAAUGAAGGAAUCCCCGAUCGGCGUGCACUUGGUGAGAAGUUUCCAAGAGGCGAUGGAUUUGGUAAACAAUGGAGAGCUCUCCGAUCGCGUGGAAUCCAUUUUUGUGAUCGGUGGAUAUUCCGUCUAUAGAGAAGCAAUGGCGUGGCCUAGCUGCAGGGUUUAUUUGACCCGGGUGUUGGCAGAUUUUCAUUGCGAUACCUUUAUGCCGGACAUAAGCGCCGAAUCUUUCAGAAAGACUGAUAACCCAAAGUGGCUGCCAGACACAGAGCAAGAAGAAGGAUCCAUCAAAUUCAGUUACGAAGUGUACGAUAAACACUAAAAAAACACUGCAUUAACAAACAAUGUGUAGUAAUUAUGACUGAUGAUAGAUUUGUAUAAUAUACAUGUAUGUAUCUAAAUGUUGCAUUUAUUUGUUAAAUCUAUAGUCAGUUGAGGUAUGUUUAUCGGCUUAACAUUAGACUGUUCGUACCUUUAUAAUUUACCAUUUCAUGAAAGUUAACAAAUCUUGAAAUCAUAUAGUUCGUUUUUUGUGUUUUUUUCGUUUUUAACUAGAUAUUAAAUAUGCUCGUUCC